Messenger RNA from Penicillium cinerascens, 1979 nucleotides. RefSeq names its product electron-transferring-flavoprotein dehydrogenase. The record is from RefSeq and is a predicted model, not a curated record. Gene Ontology annotation, molecular function: iron-sulfur cluster binding; electron-transferring-flavoprotein dehydrogenase activity. Gene Ontology annotation, cellular component: mitochondrial inner membrane. The coding region runs from base 1 to 1914 and encodes 637 amino acids. The transcript is spliced from 3 exons. Gene Ontology annotation, biological process: electron transport chain. Lineage: Eukaryota; Fungi; Ascomycota; Eurotiomycetes; Eurotiales; Aspergillaceae.
AUGGCAUCCAAAGGUGCCGUUCUGCCUCUGCUGAGGCGCGAAAUGCGCUCGGCCUCUCGAUUCUCACGAACUACCCCCUCGAUCUCCUCCCUCGUCUCUUCUGCUCGCAGCCCCGCCAGUCCCUUUUCGUCUUCCGGGAGACGUUUGGCCUGCCAAACGGUGCCCUUCACUCCGCUGCAAACCCGGGCGUUCUCGCAAUCGGUAUCACGGCGCUUUACCGAUGAAAAUGGCAACUUCGACCCGCGGUCAAUUGACCGUGAAUCCGACGAGGUGGAUGUCUGUAUCGUGGGUGGUGGUCCCGCUGGUCUCGCCGCCGCAAUUCGAUUGAAGCAGCUUGCAAACGAAGCCGGGAAUGAGGAAUUCCGAGUCGUUUUGCUAGAAAAGGCUGGCGAGCUGGGUGCGCACAUUGUCUCCGGCAACGUCCUCCAACCGACCUCCAUGAACGAGCUGUUUCCCGACUGGCUCGACGAAGAUAACCCUUCCCGCUUCGAGGGUGCUACCCCUGUCACGGGCGAUAAGAUGCGGUUCCUGACCAAGAACUCAUCGUACCCUCUUCCCGCCCCGCCGCAGAUGAACAAUCAUGGAAAUUACAUCAUCAGUUUGAACGAGUUGACCAAGUGGCUCGGUGAGCGCGCGGAGGAACUAGGAGUGGAAGUGUAUCCCGGAUUUGCUGCCAGCGAGAUUGUCUACACUCACGAUGGAUCAGUAAAGGGUGUUGCGACCAAUGACCUUGGACUGAGCCGGGAUGGCAAGGCCAAGGAUACGUUCGAGCGCGGAAUGGAGUUCCACGCCCGCGUCACCCUUCUCGGAGAGGGCUGCCACGGAAGCUUGACGAAGCAGGUGAUUAAGAAGUAUGACUUGCGACGGGACAGCCAGCCUCAGACCUACGGACUGGGAAUUAAGGAAAUCUGGGAAAUCCAGCCGGAGAAGUUCCGUUCGGGUGAGGUCACCCACUCGAUGGGAUAUCCGCUCCCCAGGGAUACCUACGGUGGUGCUUGGAUGUACCACUUUGGCGACAACAUGGUCAGCAUUGGUUUGGUGGUGGGAUUGGAUUACCCGAACCCCUGGCUCUCGCCGUACGGGGAGUUCCAGAAAAUGAAGCACCACCCCCUGUUCAAAGAAGUCUUGGAGGGUGGCAAGUGCAUCUCGUACGGUGCGCGUGCACUGAACGAGGGUGGUUUCCAGUCCAUUCCCAAGUGCGCGUUCCCAGGCGGUGCCCUGAUUGGUGACACUGCUGGGUUCUUGAACGUGCCCAAAAUCAAGGGUACGCACACUGCGAUGAAGUCCGGUAUGUUGGCAGCCGAGGCUACCUUCUCUGCGCUGCAAAGCACAAGCGAAGGCACCGUCUUCCUUUUCGACUAUGAAAAGGCCCUCCGGGAAUCGUACAUUUGGAAGGAGCUGCGCGAGGUGCGCAACAUGCGGCCUUCCUUCAAUACCCCUCUGGGCUUCUUCGGUGGAUUGAUGUACUCCGGAUUGGAGGCCUACAUUCUCCGUGGCCGUGUGCCAUGGACACUUAAGCACCACGGCACGGAUGCCGCCGCCACCAAACCUGCAUCUCAGUGCAACAAGAUCGAAUAUCCCAAACCCGACGGCGAGAUCAGCUUCGACAUCUUAACCAGCGUGAGCCGAACCGGCACCAACCACGAGGAGGACCAGCCCGUGCAUCUGCAGGUGGAGGAUUGGGACAAGCACAAGGACCUGGCGUGGCCGGUCUACAAGGGUGUGGAGAAUCGGUUCUGCCCGGCCGGAGUGUACGAAUACGUGGAAGACCCGAGCAAGACGCACGGGGUGCGGUUCCAGAUCAACGCGCAGAACUGCAUCCAUUGCAAGACGUGUGACAUCAAGGUGCCCACUCAGGAUAUCAACUGGCAAACCCCUCAGGGUGGAGAGGGCCCCAAGUACAUCAUGACAUGAGCUAACUUCAGUAUGCUCUGGAGUUGUGGAAUUAAAUAUAGCCCUGUAUUGUAUAUAUCGAAUAC